Messenger RNA from Klebsormidium nitens, 3188 nucleotides. NCBI's taxonomy places the organism in Eukaryota, Viridiplantae, Streptophyta, Klebsormidiophyceae, Klebsormidiales, Klebsormidiaceae. The record is from the annotation of a GenBank genome assembly.
CGCGAGAAUGCCGUCUGCUCGUCGCUCAAUCCAGUGGCGCAAUGGCAGAGACGCCGACGCGACAGAGACUGCAGCAUUUGGGAUUUGCUCAGUUGUAUACCACUGCCAGAUUCAUUGUCAAGGCAAUUGAGCACUUGUAGGUUCCGGAAGAAUGAGCUCAAGUCCACAUGAAGUCGAUAGAGCUAAGUAGCCUCAAGGACAACGGGGGACUUGGAGGAAGAUAGGAGGGCAUGGGUGCGUCGCCGAAGAAGUGCAUGUUUUCCUUCACAAGGAGGUUUGGUCGAUUGACAGCUUAUUCUUUAUCCGUUGUUUCAAAUUGUCGAACUAAUCUAAUGCUGAAACAGCAUUGAAUAUCCUGGGUUCGUGGAGAAAGGGGCGGUGUACUCUUGCUGAAUCCACAGAGCCAAUUAGGAAUGACACUCGCGGACAUGCAGACGGAAGGGGCUGAGGCUGGGGAAGAACCAACGGUGGCAGGGUCUAAAGUCGUUGCCAGCGAUAGCCGGCAGCCCCAAAUCCAUGUUUCGGUGCUUCCCCCUGCAAGAAAUGAAAAGGGGUCGGAGCUGCGCGAGAGGGUGGCAGCCAGCCAGUAUGACACGGAUGCCUGGGCAGAGCUGGCCCAGGAAGCGCAGGGGCGCCCUAUUUCCGAAGCUUCUGCAAUCUACGAACAACUCCUCUCGGUCUUCCCAACUUCAGCCCCGUACUGGCGGCUGUAUGCGGAGGCGCACAUGGACGUGGGCGACGACGAGGCGGUGAAGGCGGUGUUCAGCCGCUGCCUGCCGCUGCUGCGCGACCUGGACCUCUGGCGCUCUUACCUGCGCUACAUCACGCUCACCAACGAGGACCGGGGGGGGCCCGGCAUUGAGGACAUCCGCAAGGCCUAUGACUUCUCCCUCCAGCAUAUCGGGCAGGACGUGUCAGCUGCACCCUUGUGGCAGCAGUACAUCGCGUUUGUGAAGAAGACGGCGGGGGCGCUGCCUUCGGACGAGACACGUACUGCGGGGCUGCUGCGUCCGGUCUACCAGGCAGCGGUUGUCAUUCCCAUGCACGGGGUGGAGGGGCUCUGGCGUGAUUACGAGGCGUUUGAGAACGAGACCAACAAACAAAGCGCCAAGGUCACGCUGGCCGAGUUCCAGCCACGGCACGCCGCUGCCAAGGCCGCCCUGCGCGAGCGAAAGCCGCUGACGGACGGCCUAGCCCGCCCCGCCCUGGCCGUGCCCCCGCGAGGCAUGCCUCGGGAAGCCCAGCAGCUGGCGGCCUGGAAGCAGCUGCUCGCGUUUGAAAGGGCCAAUCCGCAACGGCUGAACCCAACGACCUUGGCAAAGCGGGUGACUUUUGCCCACGAACAGUGCCUGCUCUACUUGUACCACUACGCGGACCCCUGGUUCGAGUACGCAGCGUGGACCGCGGAGCACGACUCCCCCGAGGCGGCCGCUCGCGUGUACGAGCGCGCGCUGCGGGCCCUGCCUGCCAGCGUGCCCCUGCACUACGCAUUUGCUGAGCUGGAGGAGCUGCGCGGCAACGGCCCCGCCGCCAAGGCACUCUACCGCUCCCUCCUAGACAAGGAGGAGACCGCCUCUGCGCUCGGGCACAUCCAGCUGAUGCGGUUCGUGCAGCGGACGGAGGGCAUGGCCGCCGCGCGCAAGGUGUUUCUGACGGCCACCAAGUCGCCAGCGUGCACCCACCACGUCUUCGUCGCCUCCGCCAAGCUGGAGCUGGCCGCCAACAAGGACCCCAAAACCGCCAGGAACAUCUUCGAGUACGGCCUCAAGAAGUACCUCCACGAACCGGAAUACGUCCUGCAGUACAUCGACUUCCUGCAGCAUCAGAACGACGAUACCAACGUCCGGGUGCUCUUUGAAAGGGCACUUAAUGCCAUAGCACCUGCAGCAUCCGCCAAGGUGUGGGCCCGCUUCGUGCAGUUCGAGGCCACGUACGGCGACUUGAGCAGCCUGCUCAAGGUAGAAAAGCGGCGCCGCGAGGCCGCUGUGGCCGCGGGUGAGCGCGCGGAGGACGGCCUGGAGGCGCUGGUCCGCCGGUACCGCUUCAUGGACCUCUGGCCCGCCGCGCCGCACGAGCUCGCGCUCAUGCACCCGCACCAGGCAGCAAAAUCAGAUUCUCCUCUCCCGGCCAGCAGUAGUGGCCGGUUCGAAAACGGAGGGAGCGUUGGGCCUCCACUGCCACACUCGGCAGCAGCGCACGCGUCCGCCUCCGACUACCAGGACGGAGGACUGGGGGAGGGCCCGUCCCCGCCCUUAAACCCCCGGGAAACGCCCACCGGGCAGCCGCAGCCGUCUCGCCAGCAGCCUGGCGACGGGCUGGCCGCUCACCGGCGCCGCAAGACCCCCCCGCGGCCCCCACCUGGGCCCCCGCCGGAAGCCCGCUCCACCCCUCCCCCGCUGCCGGCCGGCCUCCCCCCCACCGCCUCCUUCGUGAGCCGGCCGUCGUCGACCCCGGCCGCCCCGGUGCCGCAGUUCCUGGUCGACGCGCUCGUGCAGCAGCUGCCGCCCCUCGUGCUCCACUUCCUGCAUCAAAUCCCGCCACUGCACGGGCCGGCCCCUGACGUGGACAUGGUGAUUGCCGCGCUUCUCAGCACCGACUUCUCCUCGCCCCCCGAGGGCCCGCCUCGCCAGCCCGGAGAGGCAGAGGCCCCGCCGCAGCCGGCCGGGGUGUCGUCGCCAGGGCAGAAACGGAAACAGCCGGAUCUAGGCUCCGCCCUUGAAGACUCCACCAACAAUCAAAGCCGCCCUCCACCAAGAGACGUGUUCCGGCUCCGCCAAUUGCAACGUGCAAAAGCAGCCAGCAGUAUACCCGGGGGUACUAGCAGUGCAGGGACAAUGAGCACCGGAUCGCGCUCUGGUUCACAUUGACGCUCCAUAUCAACUCUCACAACGUGACACUCCCAUCACAGCCAGGCAUGUUGAGCUUCGAAGCAACCAAUUGCCUCACAAAGGCUCAUUAGUUUGGGUAUCGCAAUCGACAUAAAGUGGUCGUUGCAUACUGCUAAUUGCGGACAAGUGCUCGUGAGUUCUGAGUGGCGGGAAUGGGAGGCUGGCCCCGUCAAAAUGGGGCACGAAGUGAUUGAAUCAUGCCGUCCUCAAUCACACCCGUUCAACGGUGUUAGUACUAUCAGCUUGUCAUUUCGAUCAUUAAAAGUGAACCUCGUAUAGCUGUCAGAGCCACAUAUGGUC